Odocoileus virginianus texanus is the source of this 4278-nucleotide messenger RNA. Lineage: Eukaryota; Metazoa; Chordata; Mammalia; Artiodactyla; Cervidae. The record is from RefSeq and is a predicted model, not a curated record.
UGGGGCUGAGCAUCUCUGUGAGAGGGCUCCUCGGUCCCCAGAAGCAGGGUUUUUUGUGUGUGUGCCUAGGGAUUGGAGAGGCCUCAAGGGGUAGUUGAGAACCUCUGCAUCAGACAUUCUGAAGGAGAGGAGAUGAAGUAGAUCUGUGACUUUCUGAAGGGAAGAGACCCCGGUAUGGGAGGAAGUAAAUCAAGUUAAAAACAGGUGGCUUUCUAGCAGGACAGGACAUGGUAAUUGGAAAAGAUGAAGAGUAAGUAGAAAGGACUCUGGCAUCCAGAGUUUGUUUCAUUUACCUGAAAAAGAGGGUACCCUGCGCUGUGGGACUAAAGAAAUGAGAGUAAGAGGAUCAAAUGAGGGGAGCAAGAGAAUCAGGGAAGAGAGUAGAUUUGGGGUUGGCACAGGGUAUUUCUGUGUUAGCGUAGAGCAGGGCAAUCUGAAGGUAGAUUGGGGGUGGAGGGUGGUUGUCUAGGACUCAGAUGCUGGGAGGAGUACUUCCCAUUGCAGAGACCUGUCAAGGAAGGAGGAGUAGCUCAGUGUACCUGCCUAGGGCAGGCAGGACCCUGGAAGGAAUGCCGAUGGCUAGAAAUGUCUCCAAAGAAAAGUGAUGUGCUUUACGGCAGAGACUCUAGACUCAGAUUUUUGUGUUGGGCAAGUCACUUCACCUCUGAGCUCUGGCUUCCUUGUGUGUAAAAUUGGGAUAUAAUAAUAGUGCCCCCCUCCCUGCUUGGGGAUGAAUGAGAUUACCUGUGUAAGGGGCUUAGCACUGGGCCUGCCUGUUAUUAGGAGGUAAAUGUUUUAGAGAACAGAGAAGGGCCCCAGAAUCAUAAGCUUCUCUGGGCGAGGCUUCCUCUGUGAGCGCAGGAGAGAUUCUCGGAAAGAAAGAUAUGAGGCUUUUGUGGCAAGAACAGCACUGUGCUUAGGGCCUGGAAAAAACGCAAUGGUAUGAAAGGGCCCCCUGUAUUCUAAUUAAGGAGUUAUUCUUCCUUUCUCUCCUAUCCAUUACAGCAAAAUCCUCUGAGCCCCUUUUAUGCCCCUCUCCAACCCUUCCUUCAGCCCUGGUAAACAGACCUGUAGCGAACCACGUGAUCUGUAUGACUUUCCUCCCUUUGGGCCGCACCUGGUUUGUGCCCAGAUACAUGUGUCCUCUGAGAAAGGAUCCAAUCAGUUGGCAAGCAGCAGAAUAGUCUCUCCUUCCCCAUGGUUCCGCCUCACUGGUCCUGGCACAGUCACUAGUAGGGCCCUGGAGGCACCUUGCAGAGCCUGCCCCUGGGGUGGAGAACCUGCUUGCUACUCAACCUAGGUUUCCAAAGUUCUCUCUGGGUUUGGCUACAGGGUUCUCCUUGAAGGAGUUUCAGAUUUUAGUCCCAUCUGUGAGCUUUCACAUGUGUCACCCCACCCCCAGGAAUGUUUUCUCCAUUCUCAUCACUGGGUUAUCACCACUUAUGUAUCCUUUGAGUCCAAGCUUAUCUGUUACUUUCUGGGUCCCUGAUCUCAGCCCCUGGUACUUCUUCAUAGCCCUUAAUACAAUACAAUUUUUGUGCUUUCAGUUUUGUUUAAUGUGUGUCUGUCUCACUAAGCUGAAAUUUGUUCUUAGUUGUAUCCUAGCAUGUGGUGUGUAGUAUGUACUCUACUCCAUGAAUAGUUGAUUUUUUUUUUUUUUUCCCUUUUUUGGCCUCACUGCACAACUUGCGGAAUCUUAGUUCCUCAACCAGGGAUUAAACCCUGGCCCCAGCAGUGAAAGCACUAAAUCCUAACCACAGGAAAUUCCUUGAUGUUGUUAUUCUUGCCACCCUUCAGUUGAGUUCCUCCUGGAUCCACAAAAACACCUUCCUGAAACACUUCCUGCCUAACUCCAAAUGUUUUAGGGCUUAUCCCUAAUGAGUUUGAAGGCCACUAUUAUCAUGACUCCUGUUUUCUUAACAGUUCCUUUUCCUUCCUCCCCCAUUUCCCCUUCAACUGAGAUGGUUACCCCUUAUCUUUACAGCUAUUGCAGGGUAGAAGAGAUUCAUAAAGAGACUUGGCUCUGCAGAUGUCAUGGACAAUAUUACCAUGCAGAACCAAUUCUAUGAGACGCAGGUCAUCAAGCAAGAGAACGAGUCAGGCUACGAGAGGAGACCACUGGAAAUGGACCAGCAGCAGCAGGCCUAUCGCCCAGAAGUGAAGACAGAGAUGAAGCAAGAAGCACCCACCAGCUUCCUCCCACCCGAAGCAUCUCAACACAAACCAGACAGACAGCAGUUCCAGAGUCGCAAGAGGCCUUACGAAGAAAACCGGGGACGAGGGUACUUUGAGCACCGAGAGGAUAGGAGGGGGCGAUCUCCUCAGCCUCCGGCUGAAGAGGAUGAAGAUGACUUUGACGACACGCUUGUGGCCAUUGACACAUAUAACUGCGACCUCCAUUUCAAGGUGGCCCGAGACCGGAGUAGUGGCUACCCGCUCACGAUUGAAGGUUUUGCAUACCUGUGGUCAGGAGCCCGUGCCAGCUAUGGGGUCAGAAGGGGCCGUGUGUGCUUUGAGAUGAAGAUCAAUGAAGAAAUCUCUGUGAAGCACCUUCCAUCUACAGAGCCCGACCCACAUGUGGUCCGCAUUGGUUGGUCCCUGGACUCCUGCAGCACUCAGCUAGGUGAAGAGCCUUUCUCCUAUGGCUAUGGAGGCACUGGGAAGAAGUCCACCAAUAGUCGCUUUGAAAACUAUGGAGACAAGUUUGCAGAGAAUGAUGUAAUUGGCUGCUUUGCGGACUUUGAAUGUGGAAAUGACGUGGAGCUUUCCUUCACCAAAAAUGGGAAGUGGAUGGGCAUUGCCUUCCGAAUCCAGAAGGAAGCCUUAGGGGGUCAGGCACUCUACCCUCACGUCCUGGUGAAGAACUGUGCGGUGGAGUUCAAUUUCGGGCAGCGGGCAGAGCCCUACUGUUCCGUCCUGCCAGGCUUCACCUUCAUCCAGCACCUUCCCCUGAGUGAGCGCAUCCGGGGCACCGUCGGACCAAAGAGCAAGGCAGAGUGUGAGAUUCUAAUGAUGGUGGGCCUGCCCGCUGCUGGGAAAACCACGUGGGCCAUCAAACAUGCAGCCUCCAACCCCUCCAAGAAGUACAACAUCCUGGGUACCAAUGCCAUCAUGGAUAAGAUGCGGGUAAUGGGCCUACGCCGUCAGCGAAACUACGCCGGCCGCUGGGAUGUCCUGAUCCAGCAGGCCACUCAGUGCCUCAACCGUCUCAUCCAGAUUGCUGCCCGCAAGAAGCGCAACUAUAUCCUAGAUCAGACAAAUGUUUAUGGGUCAGCCCAGAGGCGAAAAAUGAGACCAUUUGAAGGCUUCCAGCGCAAAGCUAUUGUAAUUUGUCCCACUGACGAGGACCUGAAAGACCGAACCAUAAAGCGAACUGACGAAGAAGGGAAGGAUGUCCCAGAUCACGCGGUCUUAGAAAUGAAAGCCAACUUCACGUUGCCCGAUGUCGGGGACUUCCUGGACGAGGUGCUGUUCAUCGAGCUGCAGAGAGAGGAGGCAGACAAGCUGGUGAGGCAGUACAACGAGGAGGGCCGCAGGGCCGGCCCGCCGCCUGAGAAGCGCUUUGACAGCCGGGGCGGGGGCGGCUUCCGGGGCCGCGGGGGUGGCGGCGGUUUCCAGCGCUUUGACAACCGAGGGCCCCCAGGGGGCAACCGAGGAGGCUUCCAAAAUCGAGGAGGAGGCAGCAGUGGAGGAGGCAACUACCGAGGAGGUUUCAACCGCAGUGGAGGUGGUGGCUACAACCAGAACCGCUGGGGUAACAACAACCGGGACAACAACAACUCCAACAACCGAGGCAGCUACAACCGGGCUCCCCAGCAACAGCCCCCCCCACAGCAGCCACCACCACCACAGCCACCACCACAGCAGCCUCCACCGCCACCCACCUACAGCCCUGCCAGGAACCCCCCAGGGGCCAGCGGCUACAACAAGAACAGCAACAUCCCCGGCUCAAGCGCCAGUACCAGCACCCCUCCUGUCAGCAGCUACAGCCCUCCACAGCCGAGUUACAGCCAGCCGCCUCCCUACAACCAGGGAGGGUACAGCCAGGGCUACACAGCCCCACCACCUCCACCUCCUCCACCACCUGCCUACAACUAUGGGAGCUACGGCGGCUACAGUCCAGCCCCUUACACCCCACCACCGCCCCCCGCGGCACAGACCUACCCUCAGCCCAGCUAUAACCAGUAUCAACAGGUAAGUGCCAGAAGCAGGGAAGGUAGAAUGGGGCCCCACACGGAUGUGUAUUCCCAGACUCUUCCCUAAAAUGAUGGGCAGUCU